AUGGGUAUCCCGGAGGAAUUUGUCUCCUGGACGGAGGGACUGCACAGGGAGACAGGCACACGGGUUCAUGUGAAUGGCUGGACUGGUGGUACGGUUGCGGUUAAAAAAGGGGUGCGGCAAGGGUGUCCUUUGGCCCCAUACCUCUUUCUCUGCGCGGUGGAGCCGCUGUGUCAGGAGCUGACGAAGUGCAAGUUGGGAAUCGGCCGGAGAGACGUCGGCAAACUGGCUUACCUGGGGUAUGCAGACGACACGUCGCUGCUUCUGCGGGGUGCGGAGCAGGUGUCGGUAGCGGCAGGAUUCCUGGACGAGUUCGGCGAGAAAUCGGGCUUACAAGUAAACCGAGACAAGACGGUGCUGUUUCCCUUGGGGAAGAACAGAGGAAAGCCGCCGCCGCCGGACCUGCAAUAUAAGUGGGCUGAUAAAGGGGAGCCGGAGCGUCUCUUAGGCAUAUGGAUAACACCGAACGGAGACCCGCUGCCGUCCUGGGAGAAAGCAUUGGACAGGGCAAAGAAGGAGUUAGCAAAAUGGGAAGUGCAGCAUUUGACAACAUCCGCGAGGGUCACGAUUGUGAAUGGUUACAUCACACCGAUUUUCUUGUUCCAGGCGUAUAUCUACCCGCCUCCGGAGGAGAUUUGGACAAAAAUCCAGAGGAUCUGCCACAGAUUUGUGUCAGGGGGGCAAGCAACGGACGAGAAAGUCUUCAUACUUUGGAAUUACGAGCUGAUGUGCACACCCAGGGAAGAGGGGGGACUGGGACUGAUUUGCCCCAAAAAGAGGUUCGACAGCGUGGCGAUCCAGAACAUCGGGCGGAUGAUGCUGCAGGACAACCCGGUCAAGAAGUGGUUGACCGAAUGCGCAGCCGCGAUGCCUCAAGGCGAGGACACGAUUUUCGCACACAAGUCCCUGAUCAAGCACUGGAAGGAUGGGAGCAGACUGUGGAAGGAAAUGCUGCAGGUUUUCUGGGACUCACCUUUCUGCGUCUCCCCUGAGCCGACAAACCGUUGGGAAGCGGAACGGGAGCGCCUUGCGUUCAAUCGGCGAAUACCUUUCCGAGGAGCAAGCCCUUUCGGGAAUCAGAAGGGCUCAGCCUGCCUCCUUGGGCUAACGAUGGGAGACCUGGUGCAGCGGCUGGGGAGCGGCGAGCGGAUCCUUAAGACUGAGGAGGCACUGAUGAGGGAGCUUGGCAAUAAAGACGCGGCGAAGCUGGCGUUGAAGGCCUUCGCAGCAGCGCCGGCUGAGUGGAGGAAUCUAAUUCUGGAAAAGCUGACGAGUGAGGAGGUGGUCGAGAAGGUCUCGCUGUUGCGCUCCCAAGGCAGGGCACCUGCAAAGCACACGAUGUGGAAGUUUCGGACUGCAGCGCAGGGAGCCGCUGGCGGUCCAGGGCUCCAGGGUGCUGGGGCCGAUGGGCGAGGCGAGGACGCGGCUACUUCAGUCAAAGCUCUGUGUGGAAGGGGAGCUGCUGCCACUGAAAGGAAUCAAGAGAACCCUGACUAG
This is a messenger RNA of Closterium sp. Yama58-4, 1494 nucleotides long. The record is from the annotation of a GenBank genome assembly. Lineage: Eukaryota; Viridiplantae; Streptophyta; Zygnematophyceae; Desmidiales; Closteriaceae.